CGCGCUGCGGACGCUGCUAAACAAACUGCGAAUAAAGACUACCGACUAGUGGAAAUGAAAUUUAGGCCUUCUGUUUUCAAAGGACGUUCUCGGGUCACCGAAAGUUGGAUUGUGCGUGGGCACUACGCGGAGUUUUAUCCUUUAUCCUGGUUAGCGGCGAUGCCUAGUGGCGCAAAGUACUCCCGAUUCCAUAUCGUCCUCCAAGCAGAGUGUAUUCCAAACUUCUAUGUCAGUAACGUGCACGCGAUCCUGUUCUUGCUCGUUUGUCUCGCUUUUUCGGCAUUCCUGAUUCCCGUAACGGAAGUCUCUGACCGCAUGCAGGUCAUUUUGACCCUGGUUUUGACUCUGGCCGCAUACAAAGUAUCGUUGACGGCGUGGCUUCCACAGAAACCAUACAUGACAGCCCUGGAUCUCUACGUGCUCUGGUCUUUCUUACUCACCUUCGUGCAGGGCGCAAGCAUCAUGUUCACGGGAUCCUUGGUACAACUUUAUUCUAAUCGUCACUUUAGUCUGAUGCUGCUUCUUGUAGCAGCAGAACGUAGUUUUGAGCAAAUACGUAAAAAAGACGAGAACAAGUAAAGGACGAAUAAUUCCUUUUUAUUUAGUAGAAACCAUACAAGGAAUAGAAGUGCGCUAAUGUCUCUUAUCAAUGAACAAAUGCUAUAUCAGGUCAACGACUGGGGUUUUGAUCUAGAACCUGUCUCCAUUGUCGAGGGUUGGACUUGGAGCGCUAUUUUGGUAAUGUGGCUGCUCACUCACGCUGUCUUUGGCUACAUUGGCCACCAGGGGCGUUUAGCACUCUACCUCUUUCCGAGUUGGAAAAGUGUCCUCGCAAAGGACGAUAUGCUGCAUCAGCGGGAAAAGGACUUUGUGCAGGGCGCCAAUGAGCGCGUGUUCAACCAAAAAAGACCUGACGUACCGUCGAUGGAUUGGGUCAAGGCACACUUGGAUUAGAAAUAUGAAAAGCAAAGAAGACUGAGAGCUCACGACGUUCACGUUUGGUUACAAUGGAACAAGUGGAACCUAUUGUCACCACGACCGCCGCAACUGGGAGAUCUGACCAGAAGAUGGAUUUCAUCUUGAAGUACUAGAAGUGCUGAGAAAAAGUUGAAAGAUCUUGCUUGUUGAGGAAAAGUAGUCGAAAUCGAAUGAUCUUGCUCUUUGCAGAUGUGGUCGCAUUUUUAUUGCCGAAAGUACGAGCGCCGGACAAGGAAUAUGUAUUCAUGUAAACCAAGUAGUAAGACAAGAUGAAGUAUCUUAAUCCUAGUCACUAGUAGCCUCCCAUUGAUGUGGUCCUGUUUGCCUCCCGUAAUUUUCUGUUGUUGUUUGCGCCCCGAAUGGCCGCCGCCUAUACGUACUUGGGCAAUUUUUUACCCCUUCUGGUAUUGAAUCUGAGACUGAGUCCCACAGGUGUUGACAUCACUUCACAAGAAUCAGGAUGACGAUUAGCCGUUCCCGAACAACGUAUUCGUAAUACAAAGAAGCAGAUCGAAAAAGUGAUACUUUUCUCUUUCUCCUUACUUUUAGAUUUUUUUUGGCCGUCAAUCACCAUCGUCAUUCACCACCACCCUUAGUAGCCGCUCGAUAGUAUCCAAAUGUCCCGAUUGUAGAGUCUGAAAUUGUUGGAAAAUAUCAUGUUAUCCCCAACAGGGAAUGACGAUGCGUACAAUGUGGUACGAUUUUUUUUCCUCCUACGUACUUGUCGUGAAAACUGAUGUUGUCAGGAACAAGAAAUCCCCCGACGUGCACGUGCAAAGGAACUCGGAAAAUAUGGAUUUGGC
Amoebophrya sp. A25 is the source of this 1781-nucleotide messenger RNA. The record is from the annotation of a GenBank genome assembly. Lineage: Eukaryota; Dinophyceae; Syndiniales; Amoebophryaceae.